AUGGUUGCGUCGGAGAAAGGCCCGAAACCUCAAACUAAGCACAACGAUAAUCCAUUGGACAUCACCGUGCUAGGUUUAUGCUCUGGGGCGGCCUUGGACGGAGUGUCCUGCGCUCUCCUUCGCUUCAGACAGAAGAGCCCUAAUGAACCCCUCCGCAUGUCCAUGCUUAAGUACGAAGAAACCAAUGUACCUCUCCGAUUACGAACGCAGAUCCUUAACCUGCUUCGAGACCAUCCAAACAAUCCCCAGGCCAUGGUACGCGUGCACAGCAUGCUCGGCUACAUGUACUCGACCACAGUCAAGUGCUUCCUCAGCAACAACGGCAUAUCUGAAGAAGCAAUCCACCUGAUAGCGUCACGAGCUGACUGUAUCUCUCCAUCUGUAACACCUCCGCUGCCUGUCUCCGUGACGAUUGACGAAACCGAACCGGUCUUGAAGAGUUGGACCGCUGUGGUCGCUGCAGAAACAAAUAUAACGACGGCAUCAAACCUGCCAGUAACACCAAGACCAGUCAACAAACACGACCCGACUGCGGAAUCUCCAGUAGAGAGUCUCUUGCUUCAACAUCCCACAAAGUUUCGCGUCUGCGUAACCAUCAAUGAGCUGCUCAGCAUAACCAUGAUCCCACCAGCCGAUGGCAACCCCAGAACCAAACCACCUAGCUCCGUGUGCGGUCCGGGCACCAUGUUCAUAGACUACACGAUGCGCUACGCAACGUCGAACCGCGUCCAGAAUGACUACGACGGCACUUACGCUUCCAAAGGCAUCGUCAACCAUGCCGUUGUCGACCGCGUACUCAAAGCCAACGAUUACUCGGCACGCGUGCCCCCUCUCCAGAUCGCCACCGAGAUGUUUGGCCACCACGAAGCGCAGGACGUCAUCGACGAGUGUCUGUUUCUCGGUAUGACGGACCACGACACCAUCGCCACCAUCACACGUAUCACCGCGGAGAAUAUCGUGCUUCAGUACCGCAGACUCGUUGCUGCGUACUGUCCGCCGGACCAGAACAUCGAUGAGAUCUUCAUUUGCGGUCGUGGUGCGCGCAACACGGACAUUGUCGACUACAUGGAAGAGGUGCUACCCACGGAAGUCAUCACGAGACCGCUCGACGACAUUGGCAUACCCGGAGAUGCGAAAGAGGCGGUAUGUUGCGCGCAGCUGGGGUUGGAAACCAUCUUGAAGUAUGCAGCGAACGAGGAUGGUCCGUUUGAGCGAAGCCAUCAGAAUCCUAUCAUGGGCGCCGUUGCAAAGGGGAAACACUGGGAUGAAGUGAAGAAGCAGAUCAUGAUGUUCAGCAAUGGGGAAGAAGUGCCUGCUGUACAGCGCGUUGUGGUGGAGAAGAAGUGA
This is a messenger RNA of Didymosphaeria variabile, 1347 nucleotides long. RefSeq lists its product as uncharacterized. Gene Ontology annotation, molecular function: phosphotransferase activity, alcohol group as acceptor; ATP binding. The record is from RefSeq and is a predicted model, not a curated record. Gene Ontology annotation, biological process: amino sugar metabolic process; peptidoglycan turnover. Bases 1 to 1347 code for a protein of 448 amino acids. NCBI's taxonomy places the organism in Eukaryota, Fungi, Ascomycota, Dothideomycetes, Pleosporales, Didymosphaeriaceae. The transcript has 2 exons.